CUGCCCAUCCAACCCUCCCUCCCCUUCCUGUCCACCCUGCCCACCUUGCCCUCCUUGCCCACCCUGCCCGUCCUGCCCAUUUUGCCCAUCCAGCCCUCCCUGCCCAUCCUGCCCUCCCCGUCCACCCCGCCCAGCCCUUCCAGCCCGGGUCCGGGCGCGGGCAGGCCGUCGGGAGGCGAUGGCGGGCCAGCCGUGAAGGGAGGAGGGGACGAAGGCCUUCGCUCCGGUGGGCGCCCGUCCUCCAGCGGCCCGCCCUCGGCCCCGGGGUCCCCGCCAUGAAGCUGAAGCUGAAGAACGUCUUCCUCGCCUACUUUCUGGUGUCCCUGACGGGCCUCCUCUACGCCCUCAUGCAGCUCGGUCAGCCGUGUGACUGUUCUCCUCACCUGCGGGCAGCGGCCGAACAGCUGCGCGGGAAGGACCUGAAGAUCUCCCAGCUUCAGGCGGAACUGAGGCGGCCCCCGGCCCCGGGCCGGCCCCUCGAAUCCGAGGCCCUGCCCAUUAUCUACGUGGUGACGCCCACCUACGCUAGACUGGUGCAGAAGGCGGAGCUGGUGCGGCUGGCCCAGACCCUGGCCCUCGUCCCCCGGCUGCACUGGGUCCUGGUGGAGGACGCCGACGGCCCCACGGCGCUGGUCUCGGGGCUGCUGGCCGCCUCCGGCCUGCGCUUCACCCACCUGGCCGUCCCCACCCCCCGGGGCCAGCGGCUGCGGGAGGGGGAGCCCGGCUGGGCCCGGCCCCGGGGGGUGGAGCAGCGGAACAGGGCGCUGGCCUGGCUGCGGGGCGGCGGCGGCGGGGAGCCCGCCGGGGGAGACCGGCUCCCCCCGCCCCCGGGCGCCAGGGGCGUCGUGUAUUUCGCCGACGACGACAACACCUACAGCCGGGAGCUGUUCGAGGAGAUGCGUUGGACCCGGGGGGUCUCGGUGUGGCCCGUGGGGCUGGUGGGAGGCCUCCGGUUCGAGGGGCCCAAGGUGCAGGGGGGCCAGGUGGUGGGUUUCCACACGGCCUGGGAGCCCUCCCGGCCCUUCCCCCUGGACAUGGCCGGCUUCGCCGUGGCUCUGCCCCUGCUGCUGGCUCACCCCGCGGCCCGGUUCGACUCCGCCGCCCCCCGGGGCCACCUGGAGAGCAGCCUCCUUAGCCAGCUGGUCGAUCCCAAGGACCUGGAGCCCCAGGCAGCCAACUGCACGCGGGUCCUGGUGUGGCACACACGCACAGAGAAGCCCAAAAUGAAGCAAGAGGAGCAGCUGGCGCGGCAGGGCCGGGGCUCGGACCCCGCCGUGGAGGUGUGACCCGGCCGGUCCCGCCCGCCGCCGAAGACGGCCCGGCUCCCGGGCCCCCGGGGAUCGCCCGGAGCUGCGGGUCGGCCCUGGGGACCCCCCCGGGAACACGAGGACCAAGCGGAGGCCAACCCCCCCCCCCCCCCCCCCUUCACCCCACGGACCUCGCGUGGGAAAUCCGGGGCUCGGCCCGCCCCGAGCCCCGGGCCGAGACGCCGUCCAGGCGGGAGGGCUGGGAGACCUUCCCCUCUCGCCCGGAGGCAGAGGCGAGGUUGUCCCCACGGGGGGGGGGGGGAAGGCGGCCUCGCACCCCCUCCCGGAAGGGAGUUUCCGAUAAAUCGGGGUUCGGCUGGGCCCCCGGUCCCUCGCCCGAAAUUGGGCGCGGAGGUGGGAAUGGAAGAAGGUCAGUCAGGUUGAGCUGGGGGUGGCUUUCUGCCAAUCCGGUCCUGGGAGGGUUGGGGGAGGGAGGCGCCCAGGUUUUCGUGCCCCCUUUCCCCCCCCCGGCAAAGCAGGGGGCUGCUUUCCUGGGCUAGGACAGGAGGAGCCCUGCCGGGAAGUUGGAGGGCGCCGACUACAGGCUGCCGCUACCGAACUUAAUGGGGCUAGAGGGAGGCCUGUGGCUCCUUCCCCCCGCCAAGUGAGCAUGUUUACCUCGGCCGGCCUCCCCAAUAAAAACUAGACUUCUCAACUAGA
Messenger RNA from Ornithorhynchus anatinus (platypus), 1967 nucleotides. RefSeq names its product beta-1,3-glucuronyltransferase 3 (gene B3GAT3). The transcript has 5 exons. Lineage: Eukaryota; Metazoa; Chordata; Mammalia; Monotremata; Ornithorhynchidae. Gene Ontology annotation, molecular function: galactosylgalactosylxylosylprotein 3-beta-glucuronosyltransferase activity. Gene Ontology annotation, cellular component: Golgi membrane. The coding region runs from base 276 to 1286 and encodes 336 amino acids. Gene Ontology annotation, biological process: chondroitin sulfate proteoglycan biosynthetic process; carbohydrate metabolic process. The record is from RefSeq and is a predicted model, not a curated record.